AUGGCUUCAAAGUUUCUAAGAGAGUACAAGCUGGUUGUUGUCGGUGGGGGUGGUGUCGGAAAGUCAUGCUUGACAAUCCAACUGAUCCAGAGUCAUUUUGUGGACGAAUACGACCCGACGAUUGAAGACUCGUACCGCAAGCAGUGUGUCAUCGACGAUGAGGUCGCGUUGUUAGACGUCUUAGAUACCGCCGGUCAGGAGGAAUACUCGGCAAUGCGUGAACAGUACAUGCGGACUGGCGAAGGCUUCCUCUUGGUCUACUCCAUCACAUCUCGUCAAUCCUUCGAAGAAAUUAUGACCUUUCAACAACAGAUCCUGCGAGUAAAGGAUAAGGACUACUUCCCCAUCAUCGUCGUCGGUAACAAAUGCGAUUUGGAAAAGGAAAGAGCUGUAUCCCAGGAAGAGGGUGAGGCUCUAGCUCGGCAAUUCGGCUGCAAAUUCAUCGAAACUUCGGCGAAGUCCCGUAUCAAUGUCGAGAACGCCUUCUACGACCUCGUCCGCGAAAUUCGUCGUUAUAACAAGGAGAUGUCAUCGUACCCAUCCGGUUCGGGUGCGCCGGGCGCCCGCGCGCCCGAGGGCAAGAUGGAAGUGAGCGAGCCUGGUGAAAGCGCUGGCUGCUGCGGAAAAUGCGUCAUAAUGUAA
This is a messenger RNA of Aspergillus clavatus NRRL 1, 642 nucleotides long. Its product is annotated as Ras family protein. NCBI's taxonomy places the organism in Eukaryota, Fungi, Ascomycota, Eurotiomycetes, Eurotiales, Aspergillaceae. Gene Ontology annotation, cellular component: plasma membrane. Gene Ontology annotation, biological process: signal transduction. The transcript has 4 exons. The record is from RefSeq and is a predicted model, not a curated record. Bases 1 to 642 code for a protein of 213 amino acids. Gene Ontology annotation, molecular function: GDP binding; GTP binding; GTPase activity.